AUGGCUGCCCCCGCGAACAAGACCAUCGGCGACCUGACCGGCAAGUGGAUUAUGAACAAAACGCUCUCAGACAGUACGGAGCCCGCCCUCGCCCUCCAAGGCAUCGGCUUCCUGACUCGCAAGGGCAUCGGUCUGACGACGGUGACCCUGCAAGUCAAGCAGUACAACGGCCCUCCGUCGCCGCCGUCGACGCAGACGGGCGACGUCGUGCACAUUGACAUCGAGCAGACCGCUACCGGCGGUAUCAAUGGCACGACGGAGAACCGCAGCAUCGACGACACGCAGCGCGGACACAGCGACUGGCUAUUUGGCGACGUAAAGGCCCGGUCCAAGUGGCUUACGGCCGAGCAGCUGGCCGCCGUUGCGCAGGAGCACGGCGAGCAUCUCGGCAAGGACUGGAUUGAAGACGCGGCUGAAGCGCAGGGCCCAGGAGGGGCGUCUCACGUGAUGAAUUAUGUUGAGUCUACCGCGGGCUGGACUGCGGUGCAGAUCUGGGGUUUCCAAAUGAUCGGCGGUGAGAGACGGUAUGCGAGGAAUGUGUUGGUCAAGAAAAAUAACAAGGUCGUGGAGGUGCGGUUGGUUUACGAUUACGCUUCUGAGUAA
Pseudomassariella vexata is the source of this 603-nucleotide messenger RNA. RefSeq lists its product as uncharacterized. The coding region runs from base 1 to 603 and encodes 200 amino acids. The transcript has 2 exons. Lineage: Eukaryota; Fungi; Ascomycota; Sordariomycetes; Amphisphaeriales; Pseudomassariaceae. The record is from RefSeq and is a predicted model, not a curated record.